GCGCCGCCGAACUGCCACGUUGGGCUGGGCUGCGGCUCGGGAGCCGGCUCGGGACGCCGGUCUGGGCGCUCGCGCCGUGGCGCCGGCCGUUGAGACCGUUGGGCGGCGCGAGGCGCUUCGGGAAGCCGGAGGGCGGCUGUGGGCUGGCAGCGCGGCGGAGCCUGGGCGGCGGCGGCGGCGGCGCGUCCCGCUCGAGCGCGGCUCUGGCUGAGGGCGGCGCGGCGGGCGCGGAGCCGGGGGCAGCGGCUGAGGCGGGACGGCGGCGGCGGGGGCCGCUGCCUCCGGGGGAACCGGCCGAGAUGCUGGCGGGGAACGUGGUGGAGGACUUCGAGAUGAAGGACGACGAGCGCUGGUACGACCCCCGGGACCUGCAGCAAGAUCUCCAGCUUGCUGCUGAGCUUGGGAAGACAUUACUGGACCGGAACACGGAGCUGGAGGAUUCUCUUCAGCAGAUGUACGUGACCAAUCAGGAGCAGUUGCAGGAAAUUGAGUAUCUGACUAAGCAGGUGGAGCUUCUGCGGCAGAUGAAUGAACAGCACGCGAAGGUGUACGAGCAGCUAGAUGUCACGGCAAGGGAGCUGGAAGAAACGAAUCAAAGGCUAGUCGCUGAAAGCAGGUCUUCCCAGCAGAAGAUUGUGAGUCUGACUGAAACAAUCGAAUGCCUGCAAGCCAACAUCGACCACCUCCAGACCCAGGUGGAGGAGCUGAAGACAUCCGGCCCAGGGAGGAGGAGCCAGGGAAAGACUGAGCAGGAGAGACCGGCCCCCAGCUUCUCCGGUCUGAAAGAGCUCUACGACCUCCGCCAACACUUUGUGUAUGAUCACGUGUUCGCCGAGAAGAUCACGUCCCUGCAGAAUGAGCAGAGCCCGGAUGAGGAAGAAAAUGAGCAUCUGAAGAAAGCAGUGUCCAUGCUGCAGGCCCAGCUGAGCCAGGAGCGGCAGCGGCGGGCGCGGGCGGAGGAGGAGUACGGGCUGGUGCUGCGGGAGAACGGCGAGCUGGAGCAGCAGCUGGGGGCCUCGGGCGCCUUCCGGGCCCGGGCGCAGGAGCUGGAGGCCGAGGUGGCCGAGCUGCGGCAGAUGCUGCAGGCAGAGCACCCUGUGGUCAACGGGCUGGAGAAGCUGGUGCCGGACUCCCUGUUCAUCCCCUUCAGGGAGCCCAGCCAGAGCCUGCUGGAGGAGCUGGCCCUGGCGGUGCCCGAGGCGCCCGGGAAGCCGCUCACGCGCAGCACCAGCGACACGGUGCUGAGCAGCCUGGCGGGGAGCGACAUCGUGAGGGGCCACGAGGAGACCUGCAUCCGCAGGGCCAAGGCCGUGAAGCAGAGGGGCGUCUCGCUUCUGCACGAGGUGGACACGCAGUACAGCGCCCUGAAGGUGAAGUACGAGGAGCUGCUCAGGAGGUGCCAGCAGGAAGAGGACUGCCUGUCCCACAAGGCCGUGCAGACCUCCAGGACCCUGGCGAAGGACCCGGCCGCCCUGAGCUUCCGGCCGGAGCCGGUCGACGUCUCCCCCGAGCCCGUCGCUUCCCCCACCACCCCACAUUCCCCUGAGUACAAAGCGCUUUUUAAGGAGAUCUUUAGUUGCAUCAACAAAACGAAGCAGGAAAUCGAUGAGCAGAGAACAAAAUACCGGUCCCUGUCCUCGCAGUGUAACUGAACCUCCAGCCCUACUACUGAUUACCUCUCACUUCGCUCUCCCUGACCCUCAGGCAAGUGUUUGUGCACCCAAUGUCGCUCGUGUCACUUGCUGCAUUGCUUUGCUUCUGUCACCGGGUUCCGUUCAAGCUCCUCAGGAAACAAGCCAGGCCAACCUCUGCAGACUGCAGUGCCUUGGAAAGGCCCAGAGGCGGCAGAGGGAAGACCUGUGUUCCUGGGGUCACCGUAGAAUGCACCCUGCGUAUCACGGACAGCACGCAGGGAGAAAGGGCAGAGUUGAAACACAGCUAAGGCAGUUCCUACUGCUUCCUUGCUUAAUUCUCAAAACUAUGUAGAAAUCUCUUCCACAAACACUGGCUGGAUACUGUGAAUUCAUUAAGAAGAAUGUUCUAAGGGAAAGCAGGGGUCUAAUCCAAAAUAAAUGGCAAUAGCAAAUACUUCAGUCCGUCAAGUUUGGUUCCAUCUGCCACUGCUCGAUCUGUGGCAGCCACCUUCUAGACUCGGGCCCAGCUACACCCAGGCAAAGUCCGUGUGCCUGGUUACCUUGGCAGCUUGCGACCGAGCGGCCCUCUGCCCCCACAGAGGGUUUAACCUCAAGCUCCGGCACUCAGUCGGGUGUGGAGACCUUUCAGGCUUCCUUGAAACUAUCGGGAAGAGGACCCUCUGACUAGCUGGCCAGCCGGCACCCAACUGCUUGUACUCAGUUCCUGCCCCUCUACGUUGCUGACCUGCUGCAGAGGUUUCUGCCACUUCACUGAACAGUAUUGAUGUUCUGACUGUGGAAAUACACUGCUCCUCUCACCUGCAAACUUUUAAUUUAAAGCUAUUUAAGAGAAAGAACUGAGGUUCCAGUUAUUGUAUAUAUUUUUCUAAAUACUAAAUAAAGCUACCUAUGAAUAAGAA
Molecule: messenger RNA, 2554 nt
Organism: Erinaceus europaeus (western European hedgehog)
Lineage: Eukaryota; Metazoa; Chordata; Mammalia; Eulipotyphla; Erinaceidae
Gene: CDR2
Product: cerebellar degeneration related protein 2
Exons: 6
Coding region: 300-1652 (450 amino acids)
Source: RefSeq, a predicted model, not a curated record